AUGGUCGGCAGAAACAAAGCAGAUAACGACGAUGCCGCUCGUCCGCGGCCAUCGAACCACCAACUCGCAGCCGGCGAAAACAACACACUCCAGCUGCCACCUUCCCACUCGUCUCUCUCAGUGCGGAGCGACUUCGACGAUACUAGCGGCGCCGGAUACAUGACUGCCUCUUCAAGUAGAGUUUCACAAAUCGACAUUGAUGCUCUCACCACCUUGCCUCGUAUCAACCUUGCAUCGAUGCACUCGUCGACACCGCGCAAAUGUGCCAAGAGCCCAUCUUCGGAUUCGAUCAGCGAGGGCUCUAGAAGCAACGACACAUCGCAAGCGAAUAUGGCAUCUCUGAGCUCCAUCACUACCUUUGUACCAAGCAUGGUAUACGGACCUGAGAGCUCAGACGAGGAGGACGACGAUGCGCCAUCCGAUGGCGACAGAAACGGCGCUGGACAGAGUAAUGACUCUCAUUUCGUCCCAAGCUACGACUUUGAUCUGCGUGAUCCACAUGAACGCAUCAUGACUCGCCAGAACGAUGGUGACAACGAUGUACUCGACGAUGCAGCCAACGAGACGGACCAGAAUCAGACGCUCACUGUACGCGAAGCAAGGGAAGGCGACGUAAUCACCGUUAGCCAUUCACACUCGACCAGCAUGAACACGUACAGCGAUUCGAUACCGCAAUCCCGCUCGGCGUCACAAUCCGGAUCGGUCUCUCACAAGGACACGCGACAUCAUUCCUCUUCAUUCCCAAUGAGUCUCUCUUCCUCCUGGCCAUCCCUGGCACUCCCGCCUUCCGCCGUCAAGCUGCAUCGCAAAAGACGCAACAUCCUCGUCCGUCUACUCAAGACGUGGGAGGGUCGUGAACAAGUGUUGCACCUCAGCCACUCGAUUGUACUUCUGUUCUACUCUACCUUGGACCAUCCGGUGCCUCACACCUAUCGUGGAGCAAUCCUGAGGCCAGCUGGUACCGUACUGGCCAUGUCCUUUCCCAAACCGGUCCGGGUGGCGCUCAUGCAGCGUAUCUACACCACAGCCGAAGGAAUUGACAAUUUCCGUCGUGUCGUCCUCAUUGCUCGCUGGCUCACCUCGGCUACCGAAGCGGUCAUGGAGCACUGGCAGCAUCGGCAAAAUCAUAAGAGGCAGACGAGACGAGCUGCAGAAUUGGCUGAGAGGGAACAACUCGAACUCAAGCUUACGGGGGACGAACCGAUGGACGAGAAGUCGGAUCAUGUCGACGGCGGAUUCCGAUGGUUGCAGCCUCCAAGUGUUGCACCGUUUGAUGCCGAGGUCGAUGAGGGAGGAGAGCAGAGCUUCAGUCAAGCUCCAGCGGCCAAAUUGGCCAAGGUGACCGGGAGGGGGGAUGCGACGGCAGUGGUGGGUGCUGAUGUUGCUGAGCAUGAGGCUGGCGACGAGAAGCAGGACACGGAAUCGCGCAGCAAGGAUUCAGAUGCUCCGCCUGCAUCGUCCGUGGCUCGCGCAUUUGCGCGGUUCUGGGCAAGCCUCUGGCAAGUCUCACAUCUGGAAGCGGCAGCAGAGUCGCUAGCGACCGUCGGCGAAGCAUGCGAGACAGCAGCAGUGUUAGCAGGUGGUGGCAUGUUUUGGCGCGCUGUAGGCAUUCAACGUCUUGGCUUGCCCUUCUUGUCGCGUCGUCGCAGACAAGGCAUUGAACGUCUAGGCAUCGUACUUUCGCUUUGUUCGGUUCUUCUGAGCCUGCUGGUGCUGCGAUUGGAACGCAAAGCGCUUGGUUCCGAGCUACGAUCGGCACAUCGAAGGAUCAUCCGCGCCAACGACAAACUCGGAUGGUCGACAGAUCUGGCGGGGUCUACCAUCAACCGUGAUCAGGCAUUAUCCCAUCGGAAACGCGAUCCUUCUGGCAGUGUUUGCAGAUCCAAGGCACGAAGAAGCGGUUGCAAUUCAAACCAAUCAUCGCUCGAGAUGCUCGGUGCCGAUCUGCAAGCUGCAGCACGAGAUCUGGACGAUCAAGAGUUGAACUCUGAUCACCAAGAUUCAUCUUGCAGCCUGUCACGAUCUGAUUCGAGCCUCUCGGAUGCUUGGACGAUCGUUCCAGACCGAGACGACGUUGAUCCUCUCUCGUCUCGCUACCACGCAUCUCGCGCCAAUACCGAACAAGCACGAAGACGCUCACACCGUCCCCCUCAUCACAAGGAUGGACGCGUGAAACCCCUCGAUGUUAAUUCCCUACUCAAGUCCACCGAGCGCUCGUUGGUCCGUGCCGAAUCCGACCUUCGCAAAACGCGACGUCGCAUCCAACUUAAUUUCUGGGAAAAACUAGCCAAUUGGUCCGAAGCCAUCUUCCUCAGCUACGAAGCUGCAAUGCCUCAUGUCGACAAGGAUGGCGUCGAGGGAUGGACUGGGCUGAUAGCCAGUUCGAUUCGCUUGUCGAGUCUGUGGAAGCAGAUCAGCUGGAAUUGA
Messenger RNA from Mycosarcoma maydis (corn smut), 2427 nucleotides. RefSeq lists its product as uncharacterized. The record is from RefSeq and is a predicted model, not a curated record. Lineage: Eukaryota; Fungi; Basidiomycota; Ustilaginomycetes; Ustilaginales. Bases 1 to 2427 code for a protein of 808 amino acids. The transcript has a single exon.